CAGGACAUGUUCUCCAAAAUGGCCACGUACCUGACGGGCGAGCUCCCAGCUACCAGUGAAGACUAUAAACUUCUGGAAAAUAUGAACAAACUGACUAGCUUGAAGUAUCUAGAAAUGAAAGAUAUUGCAGUAAACAUAAGUAGAAACCUAAAGGACUUAAACCAGAAAUAUGCAGCACUUCAGCCUUAUCUGGAUCAGAUCACUCUAAUUGAGGAGCAAGUAGCAGCUCUUGAGCAGGCAGCUUACAAAUUGGAUGCAUAUUCAAAGAAACUAGAAGCAAAGUACAAGAAGUUAGAGAGGCGAUGA
This is a messenger RNA of Trichosurus vulpecula (common brushtail), 306 nucleotides long. Its product is annotated as biogenesis of lysosome-related organelles complex 1 subunit 2-like. The coding region runs from base 7 to 306 and encodes 99 amino acids. Gene Ontology annotation, biological process: endosomal transport; lysosome localization. Lineage: Eukaryota; Metazoa; Chordata; Mammalia; Diprotodontia; Phalangeridae. The transcript has a single exon. The record is from RefSeq and is a predicted model, not a curated record. Gene Ontology annotation, molecular function: gamma-tubulin binding. Gene Ontology annotation, cellular component: gamma-tubulin complex; BORC complex; BLOC-1 complex.